Messenger RNA from Sipha flava (yellow sugarcane aphid), 4164 nucleotides. RefSeq names its product serine/threonine-protein kinase N (gene Pkn). Gene Ontology annotation, molecular function: protein serine/threonine kinase activity; small GTPase binding; ATP binding. The transcript has 19 exons. The coding region runs from base 489 to 3857 and encodes 1122 amino acids. The record is from RefSeq and is a predicted model, not a curated record. NCBI's taxonomy places the organism in Eukaryota, Metazoa, Arthropoda, Insecta, Hemiptera, Aphididae. Gene Ontology annotation, biological process: protein phosphorylation; signal transduction.
CGCCGCUACUGCGGUUGCGCAUCUCCGAUCUUGUGAGAGUGGCGACGAACGCGGUCGACGUCGACGAGUUCCUUCGAGUCAUUCAUCAAAUUCCAGCGGCUCAUGCGUGUUUGCGUGCGUGCGUCCGUCCGUGCGCGAGUUUUGUGCGUUAAACAUUCCGUUGUCCCCUUCUGCCCGCGCGCGGCCCGGGGGAAAAACAGAGAAUUAAAAUAAUUAAAGUAAUGGCGUUGCGUUGGUUGACGGGCGGACAUCAGCCGCCGACGUAAUGGUUUACCGCAAUCGUUCGUCGUCGGUAGUCGUUUACGGCUGCGCCGCCGCCGCCGCCGUUGUCGUCGUCGUCUCCGUCGUUCCGUGAUCCGAUGAAAAGUUUCCGUGGCUCAACAACCGAUUGGUGUUGGUGAGAUGAACCUGUGAAUACAGUCGUUGUAGUUUUCGUCGUCUUCGAUCCGUGUUUUGGUGCUAUUUUGUAGCGCGGUGCCGGCUGAAAAAUGGCCGAGUACUAUCAGGGUGAAUAUUUGUUUAAUCCUGUUUUAUACGAAUUGGGUUUUAAAUAUGGUUUGGUAACAACAAACACUGAUGGUACAGGACCUGAUCCAACGUCCAUUGAAACGUUAACUCCAGCUCGAUUGGAUGAGCUAAAGGAAACCAUAAGGCGGGAGAUUCGACGUGAGCUUAAAAUCAAAGAAGGUGCCGAGAAAUUGCGUGAAGUUGUGACAGAUCGCAAAUCUUUGUCGGAUGUCACUGAUAUCGUUAAAAAAUCCAACGCUAAGCUUGCCGAGCUGCAGGUCGAAUUACAAGAACUCGAAUCCCAUAUUAUACUCAGCCAUGGAGCAACUGGACAACAAUCGUGUGGUUCAUUAAAUAAUUCAUCUUCUUCCGGAGUCCACAAGACAUCAGGAAUCAAUGGAUCUGCAGAUAGACCUAUUUCAAAUUCUCUACCUAUGCAUUUUGCUGGUUCAUCACCUCAGCAAGUCCAAGAGUCUAAUUUUGUGAGUGACCUUAGACUAGUACAACUUGAAAAACAACUUAAUAUAGAAUUAAAAGUCAAGCAAGGUGCUGAAAAUAUGAUUCAAAGUUUAAGUAGUGGAUAUUCGCGAGAUAAAAAGCUGUCAGCUGAUGCUCAACUAAUGUUGUCUGAUUCAAAAUUGAAAAUUGAGUACUUAAAAAUGGCUAUUCUAAAGGGAAAGCAGACUAAGCAGCAAAAAGAAGAAAUUAAAUCUAAUAGUGAAAGUAAAAAUGAUAAUUCUGAUUCUCAUUUAGAUAAUUCAUUAGAAGAACGUGUAGCAGAGUUAAGACAUCGCUUAAGAAUUGAAGCAGCGGUUGUAGAAGGAGCUAAAAAUGUUAUUAGAACUUUACAAAGUUCCAAAUUCAAUGAGAAAAAAGCUUUGCAAGAAGCACAAGCUAAUCUUUCGGAAUCUAGUUGUAAAUUGGAUUUGUUACGACGAUCACUUGAACUCCGUCGUCAAGAGCUUCCUGCUAAUUCAACUACAGCUGUCCAAUUAGUGCGAGAAUUACAAAAUGCUCAAGCUGCUAGUCCUACUCCAAAUCAUGCUUAUGUGAGUCUACAACCAUUCCCAAAAGCAGAACGAAAUGUGAUACCCGAAAAAGCUACUGUAUCUAGAUGUGCAGCUGUUACUGGGAAACUUGAAGUUAGGUUAAUGGGGUGUCAAGAUUUAUUGGAAGAAGUUCCAGGUAGAUCAAGACGAGAAAAAGACAAUCCUGGAGACUUAAGAUCUUUUGUAAAAGGAGUGACUGGACGUAGUUCUAGUAAAUCUUAUAAUAUUAAAGAUGAAAUAAGUAAUGAAAUCAUGGCUAUUAUCAAAUUAGAUAAUCAAACAGUUGGUCAAACUAGCUGGAGACCUUGUUCACAACAAGCAUGGGACCAAAGGUUUUCUAUUGAUUUGGAUAAAUCUCGAGAGCUUGAAAUUGGAAUAUAUUGGAGAGAUUGGCGGUCAUUGUGUGCCAUUAAAUUUCUUCGAUUGGAAGAAUUUAUUGAUGAUAUUCGGCAUGGUAUGGCAUUACAGUUGGAACCCCAAGGACUUCUGUUUGCAGAGAUUAAAUUUUUGAAUCCAAUGAUAUCACGUCAACCUCGCCUAAGACGUCAACGCAAAAUUUUUAAGCAACAAGCUAAAAAUUUCCCAAGAGCCAACCAAAUGAACAUUAAUAUAGCUGCUUGGAGUCGACUUCUUAAAAGAUCAUCACCUUCAAUUCAAAAUUCACCAUUAGUUCCUGUACAACAGCACUCAAGAUCACAUUCUCACUCUGAUAGCUCCACAGAUGGAGGUGAUAUAAGACUUGAAGAAAAAUGUACACCUGGUGAAACACCAGAACCAAUUAACACUUGUGGGUUGGCUGGUGCUCGACCAUUAGGCUUAGGAGUUGCUGUUUUACCACCAUUACCACCUACUAUUGCUGAACAGCGAAAUAUAUCAACGGGAUCUCCUACAUUCCUACCUUCAGCAGUUUUAGCUGCAAACAAAAGAGCACCUAUUUCUGCACCAGUUGUACCUCCUCCAAGGCCACCACGGCAAUUAGAUCAAGAGCUGCAGAAUGCGUUGAAGGAAUUUGACUUUUUACAUGAUGAUGAGCAACAGACAUUACCACCAGUUCAUAGGAGACAUAUAAUGACAAUGUCUGUUAGCAUAGAAAGUGUUGGAAGCUCAACUUUGGGAACACCGCAGCCAUCUCCUCUUGUAGAGUUUCCCCAGGACGAGUUGCCACUAUUUAAUCAUCCAGUUUCACGUGUACUUGAUUAUCGAGAAAAUGAAUCAAAAGGACAUCUUACAACAACAAAUAAUAUGCAACCACCAGAACCAUGUAAAACCAUAUUAUCUAAUACUUCCAAAUUUUCUCAAAUGUCGAUGGAUGAUUUUAGACUUCUUAGUGUAUUGGGUAGAGGACAUUUUGGAAAGGUAAUACUUUGUCAGCAUAAAAAAUCAAAUGAAUAUUUUGCUAUAAAAGCAUUGAAGAAAGGUGAUAUAAUUGCCCGUGAUGAAGUAGAGUCACUGUUAUCUGAAAAAAGAAUAUUUGAAGUUGCUAAUGAUAUCCGACAUCCAUUCCUAGUAAACUUAUUUGCUUGCUUCCAAACAGACGCUCAUGUUUGUUUUGUUAUGGAAUAUGCAGCUGGUGGUGAUUUGAUGAUGCAUAUACAUGCUGAUGUAUUUACAGAACCUAGAGCUGUUUUUUAUGCUGCUUGUGUUGUUUUAGGAUUACAAUAUUUACAUGAAAAUAGUAUUAUUUAUCGUGAUUUAAAAUUGGAUAACUUGUUAUUGGAUACUGAUGGAUAUGUUAAAAUAGCUGAUUUUGGAUUGUGCAAAGAAGGUAUGGGAUUUGGUGAUCGAACUGGUACAUUUUGUGGAACACCUGAAUUUUUAGCUCCGGAAGUUCUAACUGAGACUUCAUAUACACGUAGUGUAGACUGGUGGGGCUUAGGAGUACUAAUAUUUGAAAUGCUUGUUGGAGAAUCACCAUUCCCUGGUGAUGACGAAGAAGAAGUAUUUGACUCCAUAGUAAAUGAUGAAGUUAGAUAUCCUAGAUUUUUGUCAUUGGAAGCAAUUGCAAUCAUGCGAAGACUAUUGCGUAAAAAUCCAGAACGUAGAUUAGGUUCAAGUGAACGAGAUGCAGAAGAUGUGAAAAAGCAGGCAUUUUUCAGACAGGUUGUUUGGGAUGAUUUAUUACAAAGAAAAAUUAAACCUCCGUUUGUACCUACUGUAAAUUCUGUGGAAGAUGUUAGUAAUUUUGAUGAAGAAUUUACUUCAGAGAAACCACAAUUAACACCACCUAAAGAUCCUAGACUGUUAAAUAAUGAUGAACAACAGUUAUUUAAAGACUUUACGUACACAGCUGACUGGUUUUAACAGGGUUGUAACUAAAAAAAAAUGUAUAACUUAAAUUUAUAUAAUAAUCGAUCAAAUUCUAAUAGCUAGAGAUAGCUAAUCAUUAAAUUGAUGUAUUAAAAAAAAUUUAAUUACCAUAAAUUAUAUAUUUUUAUUUUUUUACGGCCAUCUUUGUAAAAUAAUUGUGAUUUAUAUUUUAAGAAGAAAAUCUUUAAAUCAUUCAGCUGAUCAGAUUACAUUUUUUAAACAAAUAGUUACCACAAGUCUUGAAAUUAUCAAAGUUUAAUUAUUGAUUUAAAAAGUUGAAAGAAUACCCUUGAUAUAUUAG